Pichia kudriavzevii is the source of this 840-nucleotide messenger RNA. RefSeq lists its product as uncharacterized. The record is from RefSeq and is a predicted model, not a curated record. Bases 1 to 840 code for a protein of 279 amino acids. Gene Ontology annotation, molecular function: RNA binding; structural constituent of ribosome. Lineage: Eukaryota; Fungi; Ascomycota; Pichiomycetes; Pichiales; Pichiaceae. Gene Ontology annotation, biological process: translation. The transcript has a single exon. Gene Ontology annotation, cellular component: mitochondrial small ribosomal subunit; ribosome.
AUGAGAGUGACGCCGUUACAGAUGCAGAGAACGAGGGUGUUUGCCACCAUCUGGAAGCCCCAGCUUCCGUUGCAUAACAACCCACUAACGUCGAGGUUUAUUCCCGAGCUCGAACGGACCAGAAUUGUGCCAUCAAUGCCAACCUUUUAUGCGAGAAACCCGUACCAUGAGCAGAACAUGGCCCGUUUGCAGGAGGUGCUCAACAAGCAUGCGACGCUCCCCUUUGACCGCAAGAGCGCCAGCACCACAUGGCUCAAGUUCAAGCAGUACAAGGAGAAGGCCGGAGGUGAGCUGCUCAAGGAGAGCGAGUAUCUACAGUUGGUUACCAUCUUGAAGAGGCUCGAUGCCAUUGACGUGGAGCUCAGAAGCGACGAGAUGAAUUCGUUGUUGAUGGAGUACUCGAAGAAGACGACCUCCAUCAACGAGUCAAGACAAGAGGCGAAAUUGGACGACAAGGGAAGGGCCGUUGCUGUUGGUCGCAGAAAGUCGUCUUCUGCCAAGGUGUACCUUGUUCGGGGGACGGGUGAAGUGAUGGUCAAUGGCAAGGCCCUCAACGAGGUGUUCCCAAAACUGCAGGACCGACUCAAGGUUGUCUUGCCCUUACAGCUGGUGGAACAAGAGGGCAACUUCAACAUCCAUGCCCUGGUGAGGGGCGGUGGAUCAACGGGUCAAGUCGAUGCUCUUAAACUGGCACUCUCCAAGGCCCUUCUAAUCCACAACCCUCUUUGGAAACAGAGACUCUCUGGUGCUGGCGUGUUGAGUAGAGACCCACGUUCAGUGGAGAGAAAGAAACCUGGUAAAAAGAAGGCCAGGAAGAUGCCAACAUGGGUGAAGCGUUGA